CCUUCCUUGUUUCUUCUUCACACCCAGAGAACGACGUACGCGCGCCUCAUUCCAUUCUCUCUCUAAUCUAAUUUCAGAAACAACAACCAAGAAAGAAAUGCCAAGAAGCACGGACCGCCGCGCAAUGCUCGGCUGCUUCCCCGCCGUCGUGGGCGGCCGGAGGCCCCCCAAGUCACCGCCGUCGGCCCUCCUUAACCUUACCUACGACGACGGCUCCACCUCCACCUCCGUCUCCGUCUCGCCGCCCUCCUCCGCCUCCACCUCCUCCCCGGCCUUCCUCGACGACGACGACGACGACGCCGACGCGCAGGCCGACGUCGGCGGCCUGUCCUCCGCCAUCGCGUCCCGCCGCCUCUCCCUCGCGCCCCCCGGCCGCUCCAACUCCAUCGUCGACUCCUCCUCCUCCGAGCACGCCACCGCUCCCUGUCCAUUCAUCCCGUCGCAGGAGGCGGUGCGGAGCGUCACCAUGUCGACGGACGCGCCCCGCGCCGAGUUCCUCAAGUCGAUGCUGGAGAUGGCGGAGGCGCUGGGCCUGGACCCGCGCCGCGGCGCCGACCGCGCGCGCAUGCACGACCUCCUCUUGUGCUACAUCGCCAUCAACGACAGCGACACGCUCAGGGACAUCCUCGGCGCAUUCACCGAGCUCCUCUGCAUCCUCAACGGCAACACCACCGGCGACGGCGACGGCACCAGGACAACGCCAUCGUCGACGGCGACAGCAGACAGAGCGACGCAUAGGUAGAAACAAUUGUCAAACGGACGGACAGAUAGAUGGCGCGCGAGAGGCGUACGUUAGGCAUGCAUGCAUGAAACGGGAGAGGGGAUGAUCAUAUCUAGAAGCAGCAAGGAUUAGAAAGGUGGUUCUCAUCAGGGUGAGUCGUCGUUAAG
This is a messenger RNA of Triticum aestivum (bread wheat), 888 nucleotides long. RefSeq lists its product as uncharacterized. Gene Ontology annotation, biological process: negative regulation of DNA-templated transcription. The transcript has a single exon. NCBI's taxonomy places the organism in Eukaryota, Viridiplantae, Streptophyta, Magnoliopsida, Poales, Poaceae. The coding region runs from base 98 to 742 and encodes 214 amino acids. The record is from RefSeq and is a predicted model, not a curated record.